This is a messenger RNA of Sphaeroforma arctica JP610, 384 nucleotides long. RefSeq lists its product as hypothetical. Lineage: Eukaryota; Ichthyosporea; Ichthyophonida. The annotation marks the transcript as partial. The record is from RefSeq and is a predicted model, not a curated record. The transcript has 3 exons.
AGGAAAUUGGGAUGUUCUAAAUUGAAGAAUCGGUUGCGAGAAUUGGCGCAGACUGAAAUCAGUGGGGUAGGACAUGAACCAAUGAAAUUGGCUCAGAAGGUUUUGAUGAAUAUGCGUGCGGUGCUGAUGGAGGCGCAGAAACUCAAACCAACUGAGCGUCACUACGUUGUCGCGGACAUUCUGUUUCUCAUCGCUAAUACGGAGACAUACUUCACAAAGAACGAAUAUAAAAACAUAGUAUCGGAUACAGUCGAGAUCACUGCUGCAGAUGUGGGGGCAGUAUCACGCCCUAAGCAGCCCAUUAAGGGUAAAAAAUACAACAAUCAGCACAUCUGGGGACAGCUACAUUUCUGGGAUAGGCAAACCAUCAAUGAACCAGAUCAG